UGAAGCAUCAAUUGAACGAGGUCACUCUAACCAUCAAUUUCACAGUACAAUCAACAAUAGUGAGCGAUGGCAGAAUCAAUCUACCCACCCUCGAUAGGCUUCAUUGGACUUGGGGCAAUGGGCUAUCCCAUGUGUUCCCAGCUCCGCCAGAAACUACCGGUCACCACGCCGCUGUAUAUUUUCGACGUCAAUGCCGCCGCGCUUACACGUUUCACCAUCGAGCACGCGAAUAGCGGUCCCAUUACCGUCUGUUCGUCUGCGAGGGAAGUUGGAGAAGCCGCUGACACAAUCAUAUCGAUUGUCCCGGAAGGCACGCACGUCGAAGCGGUGUACCUCUCGGCGAGCGGCCUACUGCGUGUAUCCAACCUGGCGGGAAAAACACUAAUCGACUCCUCGACGAUCGGGGUGUCAACCUCGACCUCGGUGUCCUCGUUUAUCCCCGCGGGCACGCGCUUCCUCGACGCGCCGGUCUCCGGCGGCCCCAUGGGCGCCGAAAAGGGCACGCUGACGUUCAUGGUCGGCGCAGCGGAAGACGCGUUCUUCACUGCGCGGCUGCGCCCGCUGCUAAUGCUGAUGGGGAACAAUAUCUUUGCUUGUGGAGGCCCAGGAUGUGGCCUCGCUGCAAAGCUGUGCAAUAAUUACCUCUCCGGAUUGAUCGCUGUGGCCACAAGCGAGAGCAUGAACCUCGGCAUGCGCUCAGGCCUAGAUCCCGCCGUCCUGCACGCGAUCUUCAAGACCUCGACAGCGCAGAACUGGGUCAGCGACAGCUGUAAUCCCGUCCCGGGGGUAUGUCCGGAAGCGCCGCCGAGCCGGGGGUACGAGGGCGGCUUCAGGGUCGAGUUCAUGAGGAAGGACUUUCAGCUUGCCGUUGAGGCGGCGGAGCAGGUCGGUGCGAGGCUGGAGCUGGGGGAGGCGGGGCUGAGGGUUUAUACUGCUGCUAGUAGGGAUGAGAGGUUCCGCGGAAGGGACUCGAGAGUGGUUUAUAAGUGGCUGGGGGGAAGGGAUCCGACGGUGGCAGAAGGAGGGAAGGAGGCAGAGAUGUAGUUAUGACGGCGGGAUACAUAUAGAACGGGA
Messenger RNA from Tricharina praecox, 1074 nucleotides. RefSeq names its product NAD binding domain of 6-phosphogluconate dehydrogenase-domain-containing protein. Bases 67 to 1044 code for a protein of 325 amino acids. NCBI's taxonomy places the organism in Eukaryota, Fungi, Ascomycota, Pezizomycetes, Pezizales, Pyronemataceae. The transcript has 3 exons. Gene Ontology annotation, biological process: L-valine catabolic process. Gene Ontology annotation, molecular function: NAD binding; 3-hydroxyisobutyrate dehydrogenase activity; NADP binding. Gene Ontology annotation, cellular component: mitochondrion. The record is from RefSeq and is a predicted model, not a curated record.